CGAAAAGUAAGUCCCCUCUCCCUCACCUUCCCUCGGCCCGACUCCUGCUGUCGCCCUUUCUGGCUCGUCCGGUCUCAUUUUUUUUUCCCCUGGGGGGCGCGCAGUGAAUGGGCUGGGGGGUGCAGCGCGGGGGUGGGGGUGCCUGUGGGCUUGGGAAAGUGCAACAGCUCCUGGAAGCCGGGGGUGGGGGCGGAAGGGGGGGGAGGGGGGAACCCCGGGUUCAGCGGUUGAAAGUGUGGGAUUCGGGGGAGCCACCGUGCGGAUCCCGCGGUGUGGGGGACCGAUACCGGCGGCGCCCGCCGCGGUCCCAGCGAGGGCGCGGGCGGGGGCUCACCUGUGUGGUCCCCCGGCUGCCGCCCGCCCGCCCGCUCGCUCCCUCGCUCGCGAUUCCCUCCAAAGCCCCAGAAAUCUCGGUGCUCUCCGCGUGUGGCAACGUUGUUUGGAGAAAGGUAGUGAGGAGGCCGCGCACUCCUGCUCCUGCUCCUCCCCCUCCGGGUCCCCCACCCCCCGCUCCCGCGCCCUCCCCUCCCCGCCCCCCGCCGCCCCCCUCUUCGGACCGGGCGCGCGACCGCUCGCCCGCCGGAGCAAACUUGGAGCAGCCUCCGGGGCCCUCUGGGAAGAAACUUGGGGCCGUUGGGACUGAAGGCAGCAUCCCAUUCCCAGUCCUGGAGCCCAGGAGCUGCCAGGGCGUCUGGAUCCUCGGGGGCAGGAGAAAAGAGCUGGCCGGGUUUGGAGAGUCCUCCUCGGGGGCACAGAGAGAACCUGCCGCAGUGCCUGGAGCAAGGAUUGCAGCGAGGCUGGAGGCGGAGAGCGCCUUAGGCAACUGCCUGCGGCGUUAGGGACUCGAGCCGUGUGGGGACUGAGGGACUGAUCCCCUGGACCUGGACCCUUGGGACUUACCUAACAUUUCAGAGUGCCGUUCUUGGAGAUGGCAGAUAAUACUUGGAAUUGUCAUAUCCACUUCUUUGGCAGAUAUCAGGGAGAAUCUUCUGCUUUACAUUUUACAGCAAUAUACAAUAAUAAUAGAUGGAGAACCUGUGUGAACUGGACUUAUUUUUAAUAAGUCAGGUUAAACGGAAACUGGAAAUUGCUCACCUUCUUGUAUUGCACUAAAAUAAACAUUUUGCACUGAAUUUUUUACUAGCUCAGAAUGUAUUUUUCCACUAA
Messenger RNA from Zalophus californianus (California sea lion), 1167 nucleotides. RefSeq names its product atherin-like. Lineage: Eukaryota; Metazoa; Chordata; Mammalia; Carnivora; Otariidae. The record is from RefSeq and is a predicted model, not a curated record. The coding region runs from base 108 to 839 and encodes 243 amino acids. The transcript has a single exon.